AAUGAACAACUUCACGCUGUAGCCAGAUAAUAGCGAGCACGGCACGACCUUAACCUAUUUCCCGUCCGUACUGAUGUCGAUUUGAUUUGAAGGAGCGACGGAAAAUUCCCGCGAGAGAACGUGAUGUGACGCGAAAUGUAUCUGUCCAAUUGAGAGACGUUGACCCGCGUUAUGCCGCGAAGAUGUCUCUCGAUUUGUCAUCGCGUUUUGCAGUACAAACUUGAUAUCUAUUUCGAGUCAUACGCGAUGCGUUAAUCGUUUAUUUAUAAACGCCGCCGAGCCGUUUUUCCAACCGACGUGUUCACAAAGCUUUCACAUGCUCUCAUCAUAAAAUGCGUUGAUUCCGUCUUUUCGUACGCGUUCUUUCUCUCUUUUUUUUUCCCCACUUUUGUCGCGUACGAAUUAUGGACGAAGUUUGGUUUCAUCUUUCGAAUCAAUUCGAAACGUUUCAGGUUCAAGCAUUGGUAGCAGCACAGCAAGGACAACAAUGGUGUAUGACAUGGCUAGCUCAGUUGCAUCAAUUAAUCCUGCAACUGUGCGAGGAGCAACAUGUUCAACAUGUCAAAGAUGUUGUACUGCAAAUUGCUGCUUCAAUACAAAGAGGGUGGCAAGAGGUCCAGUUUCAGUAUUAUAAUACCCAAUGGAAUACAAUAAAUUUUUAUCGCCAAUUAGGAACAUCAUUUAUUAAUAAAGUUUCAAAGAGAGAAGCGAUAUUUUGCUUGACAGGCGUAAUGAUUGGAACUGUAACGGGUUAUUAUAUUGGUGCAAAUUGGAAACCUAUCUCUCGACAUGUACAUCAUAUAAAAGCUAUAACAUGCCAUCAUUAUUAUGGUAUCGAGGGUGUGUUAAUGAUAGACGAUUUCGAAAUGCCAACGAUCAAAAAAUCGAACGAAUUACUUAUACAAGUUAAAGCCGCUUCGCUUAAUGUUAUCGAUACAAAGAUAUGCUCAGGUUAUUCUAAGAUUUAUAGAAGGUUACUUAACUCAGGAAAACAGAAAGAACUACCUAUAACUUUAGGAAGGGAUUGUGCGGGAGUGAUAAUCGACAUUGGACAGAGUGUUGUUAAUUUCGAUAUCGGAGAUGAGGUAUUCCUAGCUGUUCCAUCGUGGGCUUCUGGCACAAUGGCGGAAUAUAUAAUUGUUCCAGAAACGCAAGUAGCAAGACGGCCUAAAUCGUGUAAUUUCGAAGCCUCUGCCAGUCUACCAUAUAAUGGUUGCCUGGCAUGGGAUGCUUUAGUUAAUAGAUCUGUCAUCAAGGAAGGCAAUGCCAAAGGAAACGUUCUUAUUUUCGGUGGAAACACUCCAAUUGGUUGUAUUUUGAUGCAAUUAGUUAAGUUGUGGGGCGGAUAUGUGGUGACUGCGUGUCGAACAAAUGCAGUACCCGUAAUGAAGGCAUUAGGUGCCGACGAAAUUAUAAUAAUAAAUGAAAUCGAUGUCGAGAAGGAACUACAAAUGCAUGAUAAAUACGAUGCGAUUUUUUAUACUGAUAAUCAACCUUUUCAAGAACAUAUUUUAAAGAAACACUUGUUGCCUUAUGGCUCCUAUGUAUCAACUGUACCCGAACGAUUGACAUCGGAUUCGCUGGGAUUUAUUUGUGGAAGUAUAUUUGCUGGAUGUGUUAGAAUAAAAUUAUUGGUUCAGUAUAUAUUCGGAUUUAAUAUGCACCAAUGGAAGGAGGGGGCAAAAUUGAAAGUUGCAUAUUUGCGAGCGUUAUGCGAGCUAACUGAUGCAAAUCAAUUGCAAACCGUUGUAGACAGAGUGUAUGCGCCAUACAACAUCGAACGAGCAUUGCUUCAUGUAUUAGAUGCGAAUUCUAUUGGUAGCACGAUUAUAACAUUUCAAUGACGUAUCAUCAAUAUUGAAAACAAUUUAUAUCGUGACUAUAUCUUUUGUAUAUAACUGUAUAAUUUCGGCGGAUCACUGCCGUGUAUUAUUAAUAAAUAUUUACAUCAUUGCAAACUAGUAUAAGAAAUAGUUGAAGCAUAUUUGGUGCUAAAAUAAAGACUGACAUAAU
This is a messenger RNA of Pogonomyrmex barbatus (red harvester ant), 2013 nucleotides long. Its product is annotated as NAD(P)H oxidoreductase RTN4IP1, mitochondrial. Gene Ontology annotation, cellular component: mitochondrion. The record is from RefSeq and is a predicted model, not a curated record. Lineage: Eukaryota; Metazoa; Arthropoda; Insecta; Hymenoptera; Formicidae. Gene Ontology annotation, molecular function: oxidoreductase activity.